Molecule: messenger RNA, 3189 nt
Organism: Castor canadensis (American beaver)
Lineage: Eukaryota; Metazoa; Chordata; Mammalia; Rodentia; Castoridae
Source: RefSeq, a predicted model, not a curated record
GAUAUAUUUAUGUUUAUAACAAGGCAGCUGAAGGGACUAGAAGAUACAAAGAGCCCACAGUUCAAUAGGUAUUUUUAUUUACUUGAGAACAUUGCGUGGGUCAAGUCAUAUAACAUAUGCUUCGAGUUAGAAGAUAGCAAUGAAAUUUUUACCCAACUAUACAGAACCUUAUUUUCAGUUAUAAACAAUGGCCACAAUCAGAAAGUUCAUAUGCACAUGGUAGACCUCAUGAGCUCUAUUAUUUGUGAAGGUGAUACAGUAUCUCAGGAGCUUUUGGAUACAGUUUUAGUGAAUCUGGUACCUGCUCAUAAGUUUUUUAAUCAGGUUCUGAUGCUUGGGAAAACAUCUAUCAGCGAUUUGUCAGAGCAUGUCUUUGACCUAAUUUUGGAACUGUACAAUAUUGAUAGUCAUUUGCUGCUGUCUGUUUUACCCCAGCUUGAGUUUAAAUUAAAGAGUAAUGAUAAUGAGGAACGACUCCAAGUUGUGAAGCUGCUGGCAAAAAUGUUUGGGGCAAAGGAUUCAGAAUUGGCUUCUCAAAACAAACCACUUUGGCAGUGCUACUUGGGAAGGUUUAAUGACAUCCAUGUACCAAUCCGCCUGGAAUGUGUGAAAUUUGCUAGCCAUUGUCUCAUGAACCAUCCUGAUUUAGCAAAGGAUUUAACAGAGCAUUAAAUGAAAUGUGGAAAUGUCAAAAUCUGCUUCGACAUCAAGUAAAGGAUUUGCUUGACUUAAUUAAGCAACCCAAAACAGAUGCCAGUGUCAAGGCCAUAUUUUCAAAAGUGAUGGUUAUUACAAGAAAUUUGCCAGAUCCUGGUAAAGCUCAGGAUUUUAUGAAGAAAUUCACACAAGUAUUAGAAGAUGAUGAGAAAAUAAGGAAACAGCUAGAAGUACUUGUUAGUCCAACAUGCUCCUGCAAACAGGCUGAAGGUUGUGUGCGUGAAAUAACUAAGAAGUUGGGCAACCCUAAACAACCUACAAAUCCUUUCCUGGAAAUGAUCAAGUUUCUCUUGGAAAGGAUAGCACCUGUGCACAUCGAUACUGAGUCUAUCAGGUAUUUGUACAUACAAAUAUUAAACUUUCAUUACUGUUCACUCAUUCAUGCAUUGAGGAGGUCAGUCACUUUUGAGUACCUACAGUCUACAAGUCACCAAAUGAGCUGCUCAUCUGUGCAUCAUAUAUACUCAUCUGCAUUCUUAGUAGGUUUUGGGGACUUUUUUUUCCUUCUCACAAAGUAUCUAGUAGAAGUCAUACUAGUUUUUCUGGCUUACAGUUUUCCUUUUAUUUUCCUUUUUAGAGCCUUGCUUCCUGUUUUACAUCACAAAUCUAAAAAAGGACCCCCCCGUCAAGCCAAAUAUGCCAUUCAUUGUAUCCAUGCAAUAUUUUCCAGUAAAGAGACCCAGUUUGCACAGAUAUUUGAGCCUCUUCAUAAGAGCCUUGAUCCAAGCAACCUGGAACAUCUUAUAACACCAUUGGUUACUAUUGGUCAUAUUGCUCUCCUUGCACCUGAUCAGUUUGCUGCUCCUUUGAAAUCUUUGGUGGCUACUUUCAUUGUGAAAGAUCUUCUCAUGAAUGAUCGGGCUUGAUAGUUCUGAAAUGGAUCACAGUGAAAAUGAAGAUUACACAAUGUCUUCACCUUUACCAGGAAAAAAAAGUGACAAGAGAGACGACUCUGAUCUUGUAAGGUCUGAAUUGGAGAAGCCUAGAAGCCGAAAAAAAACACCUGUUACAGAUCCAGAGGAGAAAUUAGGUAUGGAUGACUUGACUAAAUUGGUACAGGAACAGAAACCUAAAGGCAGUCAGCGAGGUCGGAAAAGAGGCCAUACAGCUUCAGAAUCAGAUGAGCAGCAGUGGCCUGAGGAAAAGAGACUCAAAGAAGAUCUGUUAGAAAACGAGGAUGAGCAGAACAGUCCACCAAAAAAGGGCAAAAGAGGCCGGCCACCAAAACCUCUUGGUGGAGGGACACCAAAAGAAGAGCCAACAAUGAAAACAUCUAAAAAAGGGAACAAAAAAAAAUCUGGACCUUCUGCAGUAGAAGAAGAGGAAGAUGAAGAAAGACAAAGUGGAAAUACAGAACAGAAGUCAAAAAGCAAACAGCACCGAGUAUCAAGAAGAGCACAACAGAGAGCAGAAUCUCCUGAAACUAGUGCAGUUGAAUCCACACAAUCCACACCACAGAAAGGACGAGGAAGACCAUCAAAAACGCCAUCACCAUCACAACCAAAAAAAAAUGUCCGUGUAGGACGCUCCAAACAAGCAGCUACUAAAGAAAAUGAUUCAAGUGAAGAAUUAGACGUGUUCCAAGGUAGCUCUCCUGUCAAUGAUGAUAUGCCACAGGAAGAAACAGAGGAAGAGGAAGUUUCUGCCGUAAAUGUACGACGGAGAAGUUCUAAAAGGGAAAGGCGGUGAACAGAGUAAUUAACUUUCUUUUUGAAAGCUUUGGAUUUUUUUUUUUUUUUUUGGUCAAGUGUGAGGCUGAAUAGAGCCUCUGAUGCACAAAAUGGGACUGCCGAAGUGUGGACAGUUGGACCUCGGACUUGUCACAUGAUUUAGCCAUACACAUGGUGAUAAGAUUGACUCUGGAGUCUUGUGAAAGUGUCAUGUGUGAUGGCUAUGUAGACACAUAAACUAAAGAAGAAACUUGUAAAUAAUCUUUUUUUCCCCUUCUUUUUCUUUUUAAUGUUUCUGACUUCUAAAGUGCUUGUAUAGCUUUUAUCUGCGGCUUUAAACUGACAGUACCCAACUGUUUAUUGGAUCUAUUGAUUUGAAGAGUUUGUUAGGAUAGAUCUUAAGCAGUACUCUGUCAGUGUUUGUAUUUGUAUUCUCUGCAAUUUUACUGUGAAAAAAAAUGUUUUUCAACAAUUGGUGUCAUUUUCUUGAUGUCACUGUUUGUUGGAGAGUUGAAUGGUCUCUCUUCCUUAUGUAUUUUACUUGGUGUUUACUCCUGGGCACCCUUAAUCUUCAGAGGUGCUAAAUUGUUUGCCAUCACAUAAGAAUGAUGCCUCUGAUGCGAGGACAUCAUGCAAAUUGUGAAAUAGUCCUGAAGUUGUUUGAUUACUUUACACCUCAGUAUUGGUCCCAGAAUUCUCUGGCCUUUCAUGGCAAUGAAAAUUUUAAGAAGAGAUUUAAAAUAUUUUAAUUUUAAAGAGUGUGUUAUAAAAUAAUGUACUGAAUUCUUUAUCCCAUUUUAUC